Messenger RNA from Fusarium graminearum PH-1, 792 nucleotides. RefSeq lists its product as uncharacterized. Gene Ontology annotation, molecular function: RNA binding; tRNA-specific adenosine-37 deaminase activity. The transcript has a single exon. NCBI's taxonomy places the organism in Eukaryota, Fungi, Ascomycota, Sordariomycetes, Hypocreales, Nectriaceae. Gene Ontology annotation, biological process: tRNA wobble adenosine to inosine editing. Bases 1 to 792 code for a protein of 263 amino acids. The record is from RefSeq and is a predicted model, not a curated record.
AUGGCUGCCCAAGAAGAUGCUUCAGCAUGGGAGGCACCAACUCCUACAACAAGGACUCCUGAUCCAAAUGCCGACACUUCUCUACUAGGGCGAGCUUGCUUCUCUCGAACCGGCAUUGUUAGGCGGAAGCCUGCUCGAGGCGAUGCACCGCCAACGCUUUCCAAGUCCUGCUCCGACAAGCUAGCACUCAAGCAAUGCACUUCGCUCCUUUCAGCUCUUACAUCACUUUUUAUCGACUCAACCAACGCAUACAUUCACAGCAUCGUAUUGCCAGAAUCUCAACAUUCUAAUGUUGCCUGCAGGCGGGCUUUCUCAGAAGAAGGCAGAUUGAGACCUUUAGCUGAAAAGAUGUGGGCGGGGGGGUAUUCAUUCAAGCAAUUCUCAGUCAUGACAACUGGUCUGGAGUUCGAGUUCUCAAAAAUAGCCGUGAAGAAUCGGGCUGAUAAGAUAUCGGCCAGCAACCUUGCAGCAGCAUGGUCAUCUUCAGGGUUUGAAGAAAACAUAAUAGGGGGAGUUAUCCAAGGCCGGAAAGCGUUCAACACAAAUGCAGCAAGUCGAAUGUCUAGGCGAAACAUGUGGGAGGCAGCAAGAGACCUUGCCGAUAGACUUGGCGUUGGGUGCUCUGUCACAGCACUAUAUCUAAAGUCUGGUACUUAUCAGGAUAUUAAACAAGGCCAACUCACAGCUCAUAGAAGAAAGGUAAAGGAAGAAGUGCGUGAAGCAGCACUUGUAGGGUGGAUCAGGAAUGACGGAGGGUCAGAUUUCCAACUAGAAAAGCGUAGCAAUCAUUGA